AUGGCAGCCGAUGCUGAACCUUUAGAGAUUUUACUUCAUCUACCAAUAUUAUGCGAAGAUAAAAAUGUCCCUUAUGUAUUUGUUCGAUCUAAACAAGCUUUGGGUCGAGCAUGUGGUACUUCUAGGCCUGUAGUGGCCUGUUCUGUUACAGCUAAUGAAGGUUCUCAGUUAAAACCUCAAAUUGAAAGUAUUCAACAAGAAAUUGAAAAACUGUUAGUUUAA
Messenger RNA from Pediculus humanus corporis (human body louse), 222 nucleotides. Its product is annotated as ribosomal protein l7ae, putative. The record is from RefSeq and is a predicted model, not a curated record. Bases 1 to 222 code for a protein of 73 amino acids. Gene Ontology annotation, biological process: maturation of SSU-rRNA; mRNA splicing, via spliceosome; ribosome biogenesis. Gene Ontology annotation, cellular component: small-subunit processome; precatalytic spliceosome; box C/D methylation guide snoRNP complex. Lineage: Eukaryota; Metazoa; Arthropoda; Insecta; Psocodea; Pediculidae. The transcript has a single exon.